AAUCCCGCGUCUUAAAAUUCCGCUGCACUGGUCGGGUUGCUACAGAAGGAGAAAAGGCGUUGUUCAGGUCCUGCAUGCCUCGCCGUCAAGAUGCGUACAUUUACUUGUGUGCUUCUUAUUCUUGUGAUCGCUCUUGUGAGCAUCUCAACAGCGGAAAUGAAGAGUAAAACCAAAAAGCCUGCAGUUCCGGCUAAAAAGAGCGAAGGCCCUAUGAAGAAAGACGAACCCAAGCCUAAAAAGAGCAAAGGCCCUAUAAAGAAAGACGAACCCAAGGCUAAAAAGAGCGAAGGCCCUAUGAAGAAAGACGAACCCAAGGCUAAAAAGAGCGAAAGCCCUAUGAAGAAAGACGAACCCAAGGCUAAAAAGAGCGAAGGCCCUAUAAAGAAAGACGAAUCGAAGCCUAAAAAGAGCGAAGGCCCUAUAAAGAAAGACGAACCCAAGGCUAAAAAGAGCGAAGGCCCUAUGAAGAAAGACGAACCGAAGCCUAAAAAGAGCGAAGGCCCUAUGAAGAAAGACGAACCGAAGCCUAAAAAGAGCGAAGGCCCUAUGAAGAAAGACGAACCCAAGCCUGCGAAGAAGGAGUCUUCGAAACACAUCGAAAAGAAUGCCAUGAAAAAAUCCAUACUAAAAGCUCCUAAAAGAAAUGCAAAGAAAGCAGCAACCGUUGCAGUGCAAACUACUACAAAGAAAGCAAUUGACAAAAAGAGCGAAGAGAUAGCGCCGGUGGAAAGAUUUUGGAGCAGACGUCGUUACAACAGUCGUCGUCGUUACAUAAGACGUCGCAGAUUUACCAGGCGUCGUAGAGCUACCAGACGUCGCUACACCCGGCGUAGAUAUACCAGACGUCGUGGAUUUACCAGACGUCGCCAUAGCAGUGGAAACAACAACAACAAUAACAACAAUGCGGGGAACUAUGGCUAUGGCAAGAGAUUCGCGACCAAGAACGUGGGAGAUGACAAGAACGAAGCCAAAAGCGGCUCUGACAUGGGCGCGACCAAAGAGAAGGAAAGAAAUGAUGAAUAUCCCGAAUCAUUUGACUAUGAUUCGUAUGAGGUCGAGAAGGACUCGGGCAAAGUCGAUAUGGACCCAAAUGAUGAGCAUCAACAUCAUCAUAGGAGAUGAUUCGGAUGAGGUCGGUGAAGAAUCGAAUGAAGUCGAUGAGGGCGAACCGAUUGAAGCCAUUAACAAGGAAGUUCCGGCAGAUAAGAACGCAGCAUAAAGUGGAGAGAUCAGCAGCUUUUAAAAGGACUGAAAACGGAUAAUAGUGGGAGAAACAAAAAAGAACUAUGUAGAUGUAGGUUUAAGGCUUAGUGUAAGUUAAAGUCUUAGUUUUGACAAAUGAGGUACCGGAUUUCCCUUCUAGUACAUAAUUCGCUGGCCUGUGGUUUGCGGUGUUGAGCCAUCUAAGUGCAAGAAAACGGCGUGCAUUUUUACCUCUAGUUUUCUUUAUGGCUACACAGAACCUGGGCUCAAAACAUCCAAAACAAAAUACUUCCGUCCCAGCAUCGCUAGGUCAUAAAAAGCGAAGACAGGGCAAUUCUACGCAAAACCAGCAAGAAGACACCGGCUUCUUAGGAUAUGUUACCGCUUGAGAACCUUUUUAGGUACAUCCCUUACCCUAAGUAGGCCUUUAAACUAUACUCUUUUGCGAUGUGUGAUUUACUGUAAUAGAUAAGAAAAGAGUGUAGGGCAGUGCAAGAGUAAAUUUUGACGUUUUAUUUCAGUUAUGGAUUUACUAUAGCAUUUAUAAUCAAUUUUUAAUGUUACAAUUAAAGUUGUUGAAGCAUGCGAUGGCUUUCUACCUCAA
Messenger RNA from Nematostella vectensis (starlet sea anemone), 1807 nucleotides. RefSeq names its product translation initiation factor IF-2. Lineage: Eukaryota; Metazoa; Cnidaria; Anthozoa; Actiniaria; Edwardsiidae. The transcript has 4 exons. The record is from RefSeq and is a predicted model, not a curated record. Bases 91 to 1122 code for a protein of 343 amino acids.